Molecule: messenger RNA, 1426 nt
Organism: Stylophora pistillata
Lineage: Eukaryota; Metazoa; Cnidaria; Anthozoa; Scleractinia; Pocilloporidae
Product: receptor expression-enhancing protein 5
Source: RefSeq, a predicted model, not a curated record
ACCCGCCUUGGAAUUACUAAAUCGUUGCAACUUGCAAAAAUGUCGACUUCAGAGUCUAUAAAUACGGGCAAGGAAAAGCUCGAUAAUUGGCUUCACGAGAAGAAUUUCUUUACCGAUGUCUUAGAUAAAGUCGAGAAGAAGACUGGAGUGAAAAGGCUCUAUUUAUUUCUAGGUCUUGUUGGGAUAUUCGCCCUUUAUCUUGUGUUCGGCUAUGGAGCAGAUUUGAUUGUGACCUGCUUGGGUUUUGCCUAUCCUGCCUAUCAAUCGGUUAAAGCUGUAGAAAGUGCAGACAAAGAGGACGAUACACAGUGGCUAAUUUAUUGGGUGGUGUUCGGAGUUUUCAAUAUCGUGGAGUUCUUCUCGGACAUUUUGCUCUCAUGGUUCCCACUCUAUUUCCUAGUGAAGCUGAUUUUCCUGUGCUGGUGUAUGGCGCCUGUGUCUUGGAAUGGAUGUAACACUCUUUACCACAAGGUUAUCAGGCCCUUCGUGUUGAAGCACCAGAGUCAAAUUGAUAAAGCUUUGGAUAAAGUUGGAGAAAAAGUGGACGAAGUCGCUAAAGAAGCCAAGGAUGCAGCCACCGAGGCAGCUAUAAGAGCUGCUACUGAAGGCAAGAAAGAUUCCUAGAUGUUGGGGCUGCAAAGCUAGUAAUGAAAUCAUGCUGAACAAAUACAGUGACAAAAUACUGCUUUGGAUUACUUAUUUGGUUCCUUCAAUUUACAUCAAGAGAAUUUCUUUGGCAGUGCUUUACUCCAGUGAUACUCUUCACAAUAUUUAGCUUAGUAUCCUACAAUCCACUUUCAUAGCUUUUCUGGGACUAGAUAAUUUAUUUUGUAGCAUUCAUUAUACUUUAGGAUUCUCUGAAUCAGAACUCUGGUAUCUUUUUUUAAUAUGUUGUUAUGGUAACUUCUAUGCAUCUCGUACUUAGAUUUGAAGUGUAAAUUUUGAGGGAAUUUUCAGGUGUUAAGCACCACAUCUGUGUCACCUGCAGUUGCCUUGCAUGUACAAAUUUGUCUUCUUGAGCAAUGUAUUUUUAACAUGGAAAAUUUCCAUUUCUACAUAGACUUCCAAAUCUCCAGUAUUAUAGUAAACAGGAAAAACUGUUCAGGCAUUUUGUGACAAAGGCACAGUAAUCUCUAGCACAGGGGAAAAUGUGAAUAUUGUAAAACUGUAGUAAUUAAUGUACAUCUAAUUAAAACACGGUUAAAAAGAAUACUCCUUUUUCGAAAUAAAUACUAAGAGAGGGUCAUAUUUUAGAUUAACAUGGGGUGGGAACUUCUUAAAUUCAAUUCUACUAUUAAUUUUCUUUUGUCAAUUGUUUUCUUGUUUGAUAGAUGCUCCAUCAAUUUUUUUUGCCACUAUUGCACUGUUAUAUUCAAUCUUGGUAUAAGAGAUCAGUAGUAUACCAAUAAAUUGACAUUUAAUCAGU